AUGCCCCGUCAAAGACCUGUUGCUCGAUUACCGAGCGAGGCUCCCUCUGAAACCUCUUCCUCAACCUCACCCGAACGCGCUGCAGAUGACGACACCGACUUCUUCAUGGCUCAAGCCAACGACUCGGAAUCCUCGAUCGGAGUCGCUAACUUUCGCGACCUCCACAUGCAAAAUGACGGAUCUAUUCCCUUGCCCCCGAUCGGCCACCUCCCACCCGAGAUUCUUAUUGCGAUCUUUUCCAAACUCGUCUCUCCGGUGGACAUGCUAAAUUGCAUGCUGGUUAGCCGCACCUGGGCAGCGAACUGCGUCGGAAUAUUAUGGCAUCGACCCUCAUGCAAUAAUUGGGAUAAUCUGAAGAGCGUAGCUUCAUCCGUGGGCAACCCGGAAAGCCUCUUCAUGUACGCCGAUCUUAUCAAGCGACUCAAUCUAUCCGCAUUGACCGGUGAGGUCAGUGACGGCACCGUCGUCCCAUUUACCCAAUGCAAGCGCGUCGAGCGAUUAACGCUGACAAACUGCUCCAAACUAUCCGACAAGGGCGUUUCAGACCUCGUGGAAGGGAACCGGCACUUGCAGGCACUAGAUGUAUCAGACUUACGCCAUCUGACUGAUCACACCCUCUUUGCGGUAGCCAGGAACUGCCCUCGCCUACAAGGUCUCAAUAUUACCGGAUGCAACAAAGUAACGGAUGACUCGUUGCUCGUUAUAUCACAAAGUUGUCGUCAGAUCAAGAGACUUAAACUCAACGGUAUCGUUCAUGUCACAGAUCGAUCCAUUCUAUCAUUUGCAGAGAACUGCCCUGCGAUCCUGGAGAUCGACUUGCAUGACUGCAAGCUUGUUACUAGUCCUUCGGUCACGGCGCUGAUCAAUACCCUUCGUCAUCUUCGAGAACUGCGCCUCGCACACUGUACCGAGAUUAGUGACUCGGCAUUCUUAAACCUACCAGAGCAAAUGACAUUUGAUAGUCUACGCAUUCUUGAUCUGACAGCAUGCGAAAACGUGAAAGAUGAUGCUGUAGUGCAGAUUGUAAAUGCGGCUCCUCGUCUACGCAACCUCGUGCUGGCAAAGUGCCGCUUCAUCACAGAUCGCUCUGUGCAGGCUAUUUGUAAGCUGGGCAAGAACCUUCACUACGUCCACCUUGGCCACUGCUCCAAUAUUACAGAUGUUGCAGUUCUGCAACUAAUCAAGGCCUGCAAUCGCAUCCGCUACAUUGACCUGGCAUGCUGUAAUCGCCUGACCGACUAUAGCGUACGGCAAUUGGCUACUUUACCCAAGUUGCGACGUAUCGGCCUGGUCAAAUGUCAGUCUAUUACAGAUGAAAGUAUCAAGGCCUUUGCCUAUCCUCCUCGUUCAAAUUAUCCAUUGAUCAGCAACCUGGAGCGUGUUCAUCUCAGUUACUGCACUGGGCUGACCAUGGAUGUACGAGUCCCGGAGUUCCUUAACCCAUUAUUGACCGUGUUCUGUCGAGAAGCUCCACCUGAAUUCACGCAGCAACAACGAGAUGUCUUCUGCGUAUUCAGCGGUGACGGUGUAUCACGACUGCGGGAUUACUUGAACCGAGGUACUUCGUCAGGACCUGGGGAAACCGAAGCCACUAUGUUUGAUGAUGAUGAGGAAUUGGACGAGGACGCGGGGCAAAUGACUGGCUUGAUGGAUGCUACGGGCAUCAACGACGAAGAUUACAUCGACGUUGAGACAAUUCAAUGA
Molecule: messenger RNA, 1704 nt
Organism: Penicillium malachiteum
Lineage: Eukaryota; Fungi; Ascomycota; Eurotiomycetes; Eurotiales; Aspergillaceae
Product: putative ubiquitin ligase complex F-box protein GRR1
Exons: 2
Coding region: 1-1704 (567 amino acids)
Molecular function (GO): protein binding
Source: RefSeq, a predicted model, not a curated record